CGCCUUGAAAGGUUUUCAACCUUCAACUUCAACGGGAUCAGGGACGUAUCUGCUUGCUUUUCUCGCUCGCUCCAUUAUUGUUUUCGUGCUUCGCGUCCGAAUUGGCGGGUAUUCGUAACCGGAGAAAGAUUUUUCACUUGAAUUCGUUUUGUGAAGUUAGGGUUCGGUGGUUUUCGCUAUGUCUGAUACUUCCAGGGGCCGGGUUACCAUUACUCUUGGGCGUAGCGGUCAGGUUGUGAAGAGGGAUGUAUCAGCAACUGAUGCUUCUUUCUCAGGUUCAUAUGCCUCUGCUGGGACGAAGAGAUCUGCAAGAGACAGGCUCGGAAAUAAUGCUGACAGUUCCUCGUGGUACGGGAAUGAAUUCAGCAGCAAUAAAAGACAUCGAGGCCAUAUAGGCAUGUCAAAUGGGCUACAUGAUAGGCGAAUUGGCAAAGAUGAUCUUCGAUUAAAGCUCAUGCGAAAAAGUGCGUCUAGACAGUCUAAAAGGAACAUAGACCUCCGUGAAAAACUGUUGAAGGCUCACCCUCUGUCAACAGGUGUUAAUUCCAGCCGGCUCUUGCCUGAGCCAAGUGAGUCAAGCAUGCCCAGGCAAACGCAUUUGGCUAGAAGUUCUAAUGAUUUAACACAGAUGGAAUCCAUGAGAUGCUCCUACUCUCCUUGGUCAUUAGAUCAUAAUCUUUCAAGACAAAGAUCACCUGAUGGGUUUCCUAGCACAUCCCAUGCAAUUUCACCUCGAAGAAAUGCAGAAGAGUUGCAGAGGAGGCCAUCAAACCAGACAAUGGAUGGUGUCAGGCAAGUUCCACGUGUAACUAGGAAUGUUCUCGAGUCUACAAGGGCUACAAGGCCUCCAAGUGCUGCACCUUCCACUAUGAUGGCAUGCUCCACAAUGUCCACAUUGCCUUCAGUAACGGCUAAGCCUGCGGCAUCUUUUCUUGGCCAAAUUCAUCCAUCAAGCAGCAUUGCUCAAAGGACUCCAUAUGUGGGCAAUGAACAGCAAUCCUACCAAACUGUUGAUGGCCUGUUAAAUGCACUGGGGCUUGCAAAAUAUGCAAUUCUCUUCAAGGCUGAGGAAGUUGAUAUGACUGCAUUGAAGCAGAUGAGGGAAAAUGACCUCAAAGAGCUUGGAAUUCCAAUGGGCCCAAGAAAAAAGAUUCUUCUUGCUCUGUUGCCUCGUGUCAGACGUCAACAAUGAUCUAUAAUGCAUGAUGCAGAAGCUGAUGGAUAUUGGAUCACCAGUUUUCUCUGGUGAUAAUGAUACACAAUUACACAUACAUUUGAGAAUAUGUACAACUGUAUACAUAUGCCUUCUCCAAUGAGGGUUGAGAAUGUCCCAUGUAUCGAUGACAGGUUUGCACUCAAGAACAAGUAUUGACCAAAGAUUUAGAUUUUUUUUUCUUCUUUCAGGUAUGUUGAUCUAUAAUCUAUCCUAUCCUAACAAUUGUUCUUUUGCUUAUUGUUGGAUGAAAUGUGAAGUUGAAUAAUUAAUUUUA
Arachis duranensis is the source of this 1490-nucleotide messenger RNA. RefSeq lists its product as uncharacterized. Gene Ontology annotation, molecular function: protein binding. The transcript is spliced from 7 exons. Bases 179 to 1192 code for a protein of 337 amino acids. The record is from RefSeq and is a predicted model, not a curated record. Lineage: Eukaryota; Viridiplantae; Streptophyta; Magnoliopsida; Fabales; Fabaceae.